AUGUCUGAACAAUUUGCGGCAUUUGAGUGUCAGUCUGGAGCGAUAAACCUCAAUAAAACGGUUCCGGACUCCAUCACUACAUGGCAGGCUGGCGCAGUUUGUACAUCACCUGUCGGGUUCGGAGUCGCUAGGAAAACCGAGCUUGCUGCCUUCCAGCCUAUCCUUGUGAGGCUCACCAUGCCAUGCUCCAUCAUCCGAGGAGAAGUGUUCACGCUCAAAGCCACCGUCUUCAACAACCUCCACAGUAGUAUAGUGGUGAAGGUGACUCUGGCCGACUCAAAACAGUUUUCAGCACAAGUGUGUAAACACUGCAGUUACACACAAUGUCUGCGUGCUGAAGAAAGCGGAACCUUCUAUUGGACCGUCACACCACUGGUUCUGGGGGAGGUGAGCAUCAAGGUAACAGCGGAAGCGGUGCAGUCAUCGAUGUGUGGGAAGAGAAGAGUUACUGUUCCACAGAAAGGACGCAUCAGUUCAGUCAUUAAAAAACUGCCCGUGCUGGCUGAAGGAACCAAACUGUGUAAAAGCUACAAUGAACUUCUCUGCCCAUCAGAUGUAGUUAAGAAGACGGUCUCACUAACCCUGCCUAAGAAAGUCGUGGAUGGUUCGGCCAAGGCCUCUGUUUCUGUGCUGGGAGAUCUGAUGGGCCGAGCUCUACAGAACCUGGCGAGUCUCCUGGAGAAACCGUACGGCUGUGGAGAGCAGAACAUGCUGCGCUUCACACCCAACAUCUUCAUCCUGCAGUACCUGAAGAGCACCAACCAGCUCACACCCCAGAUCAAGAGCACAGCCCUGACCUACCUCGUGAGCGGAUAUCAGAGAGAACUGACCUACAAACAUCAUGAUGGAUCUUACAGUGCUUUUGGGAUGAGUGAUGCAUCAGGUAACACAUGGUUGACGGCGUUCGUUAUGAAGUCUUUCGGAAGUGCGAAGCAAUACAUCUUUAUAGAUCCAAUGUUUGUGAAUCAGGCGAAGGCCUGGCUCGGACAACGGCAGCAGCGUAACGGAUGCUAUGCCUCAGUAGGACAACUCAUCCACACUGAUAUGAAGGGAGGGGUGAAUGAUGAGGUGACCCUCUCAGCGUACAUCACAGCUGCAAUGCUGGAACUCAAUUACACAAUUACAGAUCCUGUGGUGAAAAACAGUCUUACGUGCCUGAGGAAUGCGUACACUCGGGUGCGCUCAACCUACGCCAAAGCUCUUCUUUUCUACACUUUCACUCUAGCUGGAGAUCAGAGGAUGAGGAACAAACUCAUCUCACAGCUGGAUGCAAAGGCCAUAGUCUCAGGAGGCGGGAGGCACUGGAGCAGAGUGGAUAGUGGGUCAGUGACGGACUCUUUGGAGGUGGAGAUUACCUCGUAUGUGCUUCUGGCUCUGAUGUCUGGACCCAAGCUGUCUGGGUUUGGUCUGGGUUACAGCGCCAGCAUCGUCCGUUGGCUUUCUCAGCAGCAGAACGCUUUUGGGGGCUUCACUUCUACACAGGACACUGUCGUGGCUCUCCAGGCUCUGGCGAAAUACAGUAUCAUCACCUACCGUCCAGCAGGAGCUGUUACUGUUACUAUAACAUCACCAUCAGGGGUGAUUAACAAGUUUACCAUCAAUCAGAGUAACAGGCUGCUGUAUCAGGAGAGAAAGCUGCAGCGGGUUCCUGGAGAUUACAAAAUCAAAGCAAAAGGGAAAGGUUGUGUGUAUGUGCAGUUCAAUUUGCACUACAACAUCCCUCCUCCUCCUGACCGCUCUUCAUUCAUCAUCUCGGCCUCAGCGUCUGGAAACUGCAGGAUCCCAAAUCCAUCUCUGAAAGUGAACAUUACUGUCAAGUAUAACGGUCGACGCUUGAGGACCAACAUGGUGGUCAUCGAAGUCAAGCCUCUUUCUGGAUUCAGUGCGGACGAGACGUCUGUGCAGCUUGUGAACAGCAAUUCAAAUUCGAAGAAUGGAGUUGUGAAACGCGUGGAUCAAAUUGAACGCAACACAGUUAUCUACCUGAAUAGAGUAAGAACAAACACACACACACACACACACACACACACACACACACACACACACACACACUUUACUAAAACACUGGAUUUGUCUAAGACCUCCCUAAGGGUUCUAAAGUUUAGAAUUAAGACUGUAAGAGGGUGUGUGUGUUAUUCCUCAACAUCAACAUCAACAAUACAUGUCCCUGUUAUCAUUUACAUUAUAGCAUCUACAGUAUAAA
This is a messenger RNA of Ictalurus furcatus (blue catfish), 2203 nucleotides long. RefSeq names its product alpha-2-macroglobulin-like protein 1. The transcript has 16 exons. Gene Ontology annotation, molecular function: endopeptidase inhibitor activity. The record is from RefSeq and is a predicted model, not a curated record. NCBI's taxonomy places the organism in Eukaryota, Metazoa, Chordata, Actinopteri, Siluriformes, Ictaluridae. Bases 1 to 2202 code for a protein of 733 amino acids. Gene Ontology annotation, cellular component: extracellular region.